AUGAGCGCUGCGACGAGCGGCAAGGGCUCAUUGCCCCAUCAGAUGCGCACUGCCGCCGAGCCCCGACAGAACCGACUAUACAACGUCCGGCUCUCGCAUAUCGAGCAGGCCAGUCCCUGUGUGCGACUGCUGCAGCUGACGCUUCCACCAGAAGUACAGAAUCCGGAGGACAAUUGUCAAGAAAGCGAUCAAGAAACCCAACCCCAACCAUUAACUUUCCUCCCAGGCCAAUGGCUAGAUGUCCACAUCCCCUCCAUUUCCAACGCAGGAGGAUUCAGCAUCACAUCCACGCCAGCAGACGCGCAAGUUCUUCCCCCUCUAAUUGAGGCAGCCGUCGAAGCUAUCGCCAACGAUGAACCCGGUCUUCCCCCGCCCAACCCCGGCGGUCGACCACCCUACGUAGAACUUGCCGUGCGCGAGGCACCAUCGAAUCCCGCCAGCGCAUGGCUUUGGAAGCCCGCAGACGAGAUUCUAGGCUCCGAACUCAGCAUCCGCGUCGGAGGUAGUUUUGUCUGGCCGCCUUCCGGGGUGCGACUGGAUGCGAUCCGGAAUGUGGUUUUCGUUGCAGGGGGCGUGGGAAUCAACCCCCUCAUCUCCAUGCUAUCCCACCUGAACAACGACGACGAGGCAACCACCACCCUCCGCCAUCCAUCCUUCAAAAUCCACUUCCUCUAUUCCACGAAACUGCCAGAAGGGGCGACCACAACGGCGGCGACCAGCACCGAGUCGCUUGAGAGCGUCCUGGGACAGAUCCUUUUCCUGUCCCGACUCCGACAGAUCGUAAGCAUCCAGUCGCAGCUCCGUCGUCUCCGCAUAACUCUAGACCUAUUCAUCACCAACCUGGAUGAUGAUAAGUCCUCUCCGUUGCUGAAGCACCCAUUCGAUGACAUGCGGAUCCACGGUCGACGGAUCAAUCCCCAGGAUCUGCGUGCUGCGACGAGCAAAGAUGACGGCGAAUCCGAGCCGAGUGAGACGGUAUGUUACGUGUGUGGUCCACCGGGCAUGACCGAUGAUAUGGUCAAGGGUUUGGAUGGACUACUAGGUAGUAGUGAAAGGGUGUUCUACGAAAAGUGGUGGUAG
Molecule: messenger RNA, 1080 nt
Organism: Aspergillus homomorphus CBS 101889
Lineage: Eukaryota; Fungi; Ascomycota; Eurotiomycetes; Eurotiales; Aspergillaceae
Product: FAD-dependent oxidoreductase
Exons: 3
Coding region: 1-1080 (359 amino acids)
Cellular component (GO): mitochondrion
Molecular function (GO): oxidoreductase activity
Source: RefSeq, a predicted model, not a curated record